AUGAGUCAGUGCGUUCUCAAAACAUUCACGAUUGACAGACUCAUCGACUGCAUUGGAGACAACGAUGCGAAUAUAUGCGAGAGGCUCCCUGAAUACCGAACCGACGACGAAGUCCUAUUCGACGGACUAGAUGGGAAGAAUGACGGGAAGUUUUGUAUCAAACCCCGUGGAAUACUUUGGCUAGCAGCAAGGGCGGCAAGGGAAGCCGGAGCGCCCUGUAACCUCGAUCGUAUCUUCUACUGCUGCCCCGAUGGGAACGUUGCUGGCUUCAGGUCUUGCCUCUGCUCCCAUUCUGUCACCGACAAGAAGUUGACGUGCAUGUCCGACGCCCUCGGAUUGUUGAGAAGCAAAGUCUUCAAUGGAAAGUGCGAAGAGGGGAUUCGUGACAGAGAUGUCAAUGUCAAGAAGCGGAUUCCACACCCAAUGCCCGCGAAAGACACGAAGAUUCUCCCUUGGAAGGACAAUUUGAUUGUCAAACUCGGUGAACAAUACAGUUGCUCAACCUUUGAUAGAGGCAACUAG
Messenger RNA from Colletotrichum abscissum, 522 nucleotides. RefSeq lists its product as uncharacterized. Bases 1 to 522 code for a protein of 173 amino acids. NCBI's taxonomy places the organism in Eukaryota, Fungi, Ascomycota, Sordariomycetes, Glomerellales, Glomerellaceae. The record is from RefSeq and is a predicted model, not a curated record. The transcript has a single exon.